UUUCAUAAAAUAUAUUUGUUCUGUCCCCAUCAGCACAUUAGUUCACUUAAAUGUUUCAUUGCUGGCAGUAGUCGCUUUACAUGCGUCUGUUUCUUUAAGAACUGUGGGACUGUUGCACCAUGGGAUUUAGUCAGGAAGUUGAAUGUGAUCAGGACAGCCUCACGUUUUGCGUUAUCUCUCCAUACUGUACACGUCAAUCUUCCACGCUCCAUGCCUUUGGUAGCAUUCUCGUUUCACCCUUUCUAAUUCAAAUAAACGGAGUUAAGACGAUCCUACUCUCCAGUGUUUGAUGCGGGAAGGUGUUUAGCUGCUGGUCAGAUUGCACAGGGCUACGUGCAUGCAGGACAAGACAGUGAAACGAGAGCUUUCUAGCGGGCUGGACAACAAGGUUGAGCUGAUUGGAGUUACCGCCUCUAUGUUACAGCUAAGAGAGAAGGCUACAACUAGAGCAACGUUAACACAGGCAACCUCAUCUAUUGCCACGACAUGGAAGAUAAACCAGCAACCACGUUUGAGACCAGGUCCGCCGCCUCAUGCUCUGGGAAAAGCUCAAGCACUUCAUCAACAAGUAAAGCAGCAGCCAUUGCACGUGCUAAGGCAGAAGCAGCAAAAGCACGAGUUGCAUUCGCUGAAAAGGAAAUGCAAAUGAAGAUAGAGAGGGCCCGCUUAGAUGCGUCACUAGACAUAUUGAAAAUGGAAAAAGAAGCAGCAGCUGCCAUUGCCGAGGCAGAGGUCCUCGAGGCAGCCGCAGACACCGAUGGGGAAAAACGCAGCUGCAAAAUAGACCUCCUACUCAAGCCUAAAGAUCCUGAAGAGCGUACCUCCGAAUAUGUACUUCAACAUUCCGUAUCACACAGAAGCCUUCAGUCAAUGCCAGAAAUGGAACCCAUUAGUGAGUACGGGUUAAGAUAUGCAACUUCUAUGCCGCAUCAAGAUAGAGUCGUUCCAGCUCCACACAUUAACCAAGCGAAAGACGACAACACCCUCCUUCCAAGUAAUGUUCCUACACAACAGGCAGUGAAGGUUGAACAUAGAACAGACCAGACCAAUACUGCUAAAGGGAAAGAGAAUGAUGGUUGGAUCAGGAGAGGAGGAAUACAUGACCGCAACCAUCCACCAGCUCCCCACCACAGCACUCCAUUAGCAGGUGACCCACACGACAGUCAAGGCAUGACAAACUUUGUGAGGUUCUUUGCUCGCCGUGAACUUGUUAGCACUGGACUACUACAGUUCGACGAUCGUCCUGAAAGCUUCAGAGCCUGGCGAGCUUCAUUCCUCAAUGCAAUCAGAGGCCUAGACCUGUCAGCUGGGGAGGAGAUGGACCUCUUAGUCAAAUGGCUAGGACACGAGUCUGCUGGACAUGCAAGGCGGAUCAGGGCGGUUAAUGUAAACCACCCUGAAAGAGGUCUUGCAAUGGUGUGGGAAAGACUGGAGCAGUGUUAUGGAUCACCAGAGGCCGUAGAGAGUGCACUCUUCAAGAGACUCGACGCGUUCCCCACAAUACAUAAUAAAGAUCCUCAGAAGUUGAGAGAGCUGGGAGAUCUGUUGAUGGAGGUUCUUUCCGCCAAGGCUGAGGGAGAUCUGCCGGGCCUAGCCUUCCUGGAUACUUCCCGUGGCGUUAACCCCAUUGCACAAAAGUUACCCUAUAACCUGCAGGAGAAAUGGAUAAACGAAGGCACGCGGUACAAGCAACAGAACAGAGUACCAUUUCCACCAUUUCUCUUCUUUGUGGACUUUGUCUGCCAUCAAGCAACCACUAGGAAUGACCCUAGCUUUGACCUCACCACGUUCAACACGGCCCCGUCCAAAUCAGACAAGCCUUCCCCCAAACAAAGCAACCAGAGAGCACCUAUUUCAGUCCAUAAAACCGAGGUGUAUUAUCCCUCUAAUGCCGAGAGGACUGAAAAGAAGACCGAGGAGCCCGAUAGGCAGUGCCCCAUACAUAGGAAGCCUCACCCUCUGCAAAGAUGUCGCAGUUUUAGAGGGAAAUCUCUUGAAGACCGAAAGGCUUUUCUCAAAGACAACGGGAUAUGUUUCAGAUGUUGCGCAUCAACAUCACAUCUUGCCAGAAACUGCAAGGUCAGUGUGAAAUGCUCAGAGUGUGAGAGUGAAGGUCACAACACAGCUUUACAUCCUGGACCUCCGCCCUGGAUCGUUAAGACCACAGACCCUGCCAUAGAGCAUGGCGGGGAGGAACAAAGUGUUCCCGCGGACAUUGCAGCCCUGUGUACGAGCGUCUGUGGUGGAGACCUAAGUGGCAGGUCGUGCUCCAAGAUCUGUCUUGUUAAAGUCUUUAAAUCAAGUCGCCCAGACAGAGCAGUAAGCCUAUACGCUAUCCUCGACGACCAAAGUAACAGGUCAUUGGCUCGGCCAGAGUUCUUUGACCUCUUCAAGGAAGAAGGGCCCAGGUCGCCUUACUCCCUGAAGACAUGUGCAGGAGUGACAGAGACAGCUGGAAGACGGGCAAGUGAUUACCAAAUCAAAUCUCUGGAUGGUCAGUUGUGUCUACCUCUCCCUACACUCAUCGAAUGUAAUCAGAUCCCUAACAAUAGAUCAGAAAUCCCCACUCCAGAUUCUGCACUUCACCAUGCUCACCUUACAUCUGUAGCUCAUCAGAUUCCUGAACUCGACCACAAAGCUCCUAUCUUGCUUCUUCUAGGAAGGGACAUCAUAAGAGUGCACAAGGUUAGGGAACAGAUCAACGGGCCCCACGACGCGCCCUAUGCUCAGAGGCUCGACUUAGGGUGGGUCAUCGUUGGAGAUGUCUGUUUGGGAAACGUUCAUAAACCAUCCAUCGUGAACACCUUCUUUACAAGCACGCUAGAGAAUGGUCGCCCAUCUCUCUUUCAACCUUGUCCCAACCGGCUCCUCAUCAAAGAAAGAUACAGCGACUCUCUGUCAAAAGACCUCAUCGGGGGAUACUUCAGAGAUGAUACCGACUGUGACAAAGAGGAGAAUCACCUCGGGUGUACGGUAUUCCAAAGGACGAAAGACGAUAAUAAAACGUCUCUCUCGAUUGAAGACAAGGCCUUCCUAAAGAUAAUGGAACAAGGACUUCAGAAGGAUGAUGCUAACUACUGGGUAGCACCCCUCCCCUUCAAGUCACAGAGACGACGCCUUCCCAACAAUCGAGCACAAGCACUAAAACGUCUCUCUGCACUCAAGCGCAACUUCGGCAGGAAACCAGAAAUGAGAGACCAUUUCCUUUCAUUCAUGGAAAAAAUAUUCCAAAAUGACCAUGCGGAGAUUGCUCCUCCUCUGAAGGAAGAAGAAGAACGUUGGUACCUCCCAACCUUUGGCGUCUACCACCCGAAGAAACCAGGUCAGAUUCGGGUGGUAUUCGAUUCCAGCGCACAAUAUGAAGGGGUUUCGCUGAAUGAUGUACUUUUAACAGGUCCAGAUCUUAACAACACCCUUCUCGGAGUCCUGAUUCGUUUCAGAAAAGAGUCCAUUGCGGUUACAGCGGAUAUACAGCAAAUGUUUCACUCCUUUCUGGUCAGAGAGGAGGACAGGGACUUCUUGAGAUUCCUUUGGUUUGAGGAUAACGACCUUCACAAGGACAUCAUUGAAUACCGGAUGAAAGUGCACGUUUUUGGCAACAGCCCCUCUCCAGCUGUCGCUAUCUACGGCCUUAAACGUUCAGCGCAAGAUGGCGAGGCUGACUUUGGGUUGGAUGUCAAGCAGUUUAUAGACCGUGAUUUCUACGUGGACGAUGGCUUGAAGUCACUGCCCUCUGAAGAAGCUGCCAUCAGCUUGCUCAAAAGAACACAAGAAACACUUGCCUGCUCGAACCUCAGGUUACAUAAAAUCGCAUCAAAUAGCAGCGAAGUAAUGAGAGCCUUUCCCUCCCAAGACUACGCAAACAACUUGAAGGAUCUGGAGCUUGGCACAGACACGUUGCCAACGCAACGUAGCCUUGGAAUCAUUUGGGAGCUCGAGACGGAUACGUUUACAUUUCAGGUUGUAGACGAAGAUAAGCCAUACACUCGUCGGGGUGUCCUGUCUACAGUUAACAGUCUAUACGACCCCCUGGGAUUUGUUGCCCCAGUUACCAUCCAAGGCAAAGCUAUCCUUCGUGAGCUCACCAUGGAAGUGGGCGACUGGGACUCCCCAUUACCUCCUGAUAAAGGGAAGCUGUGGACAGCAUGGAAAGCCUCCAUAUCCCAAGAACAUAUGCACCAGUGUCCCUCUCUGAAGCUCAACGAACAUACAAUACCGAGAUUGGAGCUGUGUGCAGCAGUGUUGGCAGUGGAGUUAGCCGAGCUCGUCACCUCAGAAAUAAAUGUUGACCCGGAUGCCGUACAUUUCUACACGGACAGCAAGGUCGUGUUAGGCUACAUCUACAAUGAGACUAGACGGUUCUACGUCUACGUAAGCAAUAGAGUACAGCGCAUACGAAGAUCAACGCGGCCCGAACAGUGGCACUAUGUCCCCACCGAGCUCAACCCAGCAGAUUAUGCAACGAGAGCAGUCCCCGCAGCUCAAUUAAAGGAUACCACAUGGCUGACAGGGCCAGCCUUUUUGACAAACCACGAACCUAGUCUUUCCAAGGAGGAUAUCUCUGAAGUUGCAGAUCCAAAAUUGGAUCCAGAAGUUCGACCUCAAGUGUCUACUCUGAGCACUGCUGCCUCAAACGCCCAGCUUGGAUCACGACGCUUCGAGAAGUUUUCAAGCUGGAGGCCAUUGACUCAUGCUGUUACUCGCUUGAUCCACGUGGCUCGACUCUUCAAGAAAACAUCAGCAUUAGGACCAAGUAAAUGCAAAGGCUGGCAUUACUGCCAGGCGGCAUACACUGUGGAGGAGCUCUCUAAAUCCAAAGAUCUCAUUAUUCGUACAGUGCAGCAGGAGAACUAUGCCGCAGAGCUUGAAUGCUUGGAGAACCAGGAAGAAAUCCCAGAAAACAGCACUCUUAAGAAACUGGAUCCAUUCAUCGAUAGUAAUGGCUUAUUGAGAGUCGGAGGCCGGAUCACAGAGGCAGAAUUGGAAAUUGAUGAAAAGAACCCCCUAAUAAUUCCUGGUAACCACCACAUCACAAGGUUACUUGUGCGUCACCACCAUGAACAGACACGUCAUCAAGGGCGCCUUUUUACAGAGGGUGCUAUUCGCACUGCUGGCCUGUGGAUAGUUGGAAUGAGAAGACAAGUAAGCAGCGUCAUCUACAAGUGUGUCACAUGCCGCAAACUCCGUGGCACAUUCCUCUCCCAGAAAAUGGCCAAUUUACCUGCAGAUAGGCUAAGCAUCGAGCCUCCCUUCACGAAUGUUGGUUUGGACGUGUUUGGGCCCUGGUCCAUUCUCGCACGGAAAACAAGAGGUGGCCACUCUAACAAAAAACGUUGGGCAGUGAUCUUUACCUGUCUGAGCAUAAGGGCAGUGCACUUUGAGGUCAUUGAGUCUUUGGAUACUUCAAGCUUUGUAAAUGCCCUCAGACGGUUCAUUUCCAUCCGCGGUCCAGUGAAACAUAUCCGCUCGGAUAGAGGCACCAAUUUCAUCGGGGCCUGUAAGGAGCUCAAGGUCCCAUCAAACGUAGAUAGUUUCCGUGUGACGAGGUACCUAGCUGAACAGGGCUGCACAUGGACAUUUAACCCACCUCACUCCUCUCACAUGGGCGGCGUAUGGGAGAGGAUGAUAGGCAUAGCCCGGAGAAUCAUGGAUUCCAUGUUCCAGCAAGAAAGAUCCUCAAAGCUCACUCACGAGACUCUCGCGACUCUUCUGGCAGAAGUAGCAGCCAUCAUAAACGCUAGACCCUUGGGUCCAAUAUCCGUUGAUCCUGCGGAUCCAAUGAUACUCACCCCUUCUACUCUUCUCACGCAGAAGGUGGGCCCUUUUCCUGCUCCUUCCGGUCAGUUUGACACUAAGGAUCUCUAUAAGCGGCACUGGCGUCAGGUUCAAGUCCUUGCAGAUGUUUUCUGGAACAAAUGGAGAAAGCAGUACCUUUCUACAUUGCAGACUCGAAGUAAAUGGCAUUCCAGCAAGCCAAACAUUGAUGCUGGAAGUAUUGUCCUUGUGAAAGACUCCCAAGCCGAAAGGAAUGAAUGGCCAAUGGCAUUGGUCACUAAGGUAUUCCCAAGCAAAGAUAGGAAGGUCCGCAGUGUGGAGAUCAAGAUCUCCAAACAAGAUGGAACCAAGCUCUUCCUUAGGCCUGUCACCGACUUAGUCCUCCUGCUCUCCGAAGAAGACUACAAGAGCCAGUAG
This is a messenger RNA of Pungitius pungitius (ninespine stickleback), 6192 nucleotides long. RefSeq lists its product as uncharacterized. Bases 487 to 6192 code for a protein of 1901 amino acids. Gene Ontology annotation, biological process: DNA integration. The transcript is spliced from 3 exons. NCBI's taxonomy places the organism in Eukaryota, Metazoa, Chordata, Actinopteri, Perciformes, Gasterosteidae. The record is from RefSeq and is a predicted model, not a curated record. Gene Ontology annotation, molecular function: nucleic acid binding.